AAAAUUCAUCAAAAAACCCUAGGCCUAGAACACCCCAAGGCGGGAAUAUAUUUUCACUCCCUCCUUCCUCACUUUUCUUCCCUCUCCUCUUUGUUUUGUCUCUCUCACACUACCAAAUCGACAUCGAGCUCCCUUUCCUUCCCUCUCCUCACCUCUCUGUUUCGUCUCUCUCUCACACAGUUCUCGUUCGAAGAUCGACGUCGAGCUCCCUUUGAUCAAAGAUUACACAGAUCUUCGCAUAGAGAAGAAAAAGAGAGAGCUCUUUGUGUAACACCUCCUACAUCCUUCGACCACACAGAUAUCUACGAUAUUGGCGCGACUACCAUGAGGAUGUCUCUGCUGUCCAGGCCGAACGCUUCUUCACGAAGCUCAUCGAGAAAGAGGUUCUUUGGUGGGGGUUCCAUGGAAGAGGAGGAGAGGACUGCGAAGGGCGAUGAUGUAAUUGUUGACUUAGAUGCAAAAUUGGAAGAUCUAUACAUGGGAGGUACAAUGAAGCUGGUUGGAGCUGUAGUUUUCAGGGUUGCUAUUCCUCACCCUGCUCCCCAUGGCCUCUUCCAUCCUCCAAUAUGUUCCCUUUUACUGGGGCUUGUAUGCAUGAUGACAAGCAAGGGCAAUUGGGGUAAGCAACUUCUUUGCAUGACCUACUCACAUAUGCAACGGUGUCUCCUGCUGUAAAUCACGUGGAGUGUGUCACCUGAAUAGCAGCAACGACACUUCACAACUUCCGCAAAUCUACGGGUCUGCACCUCUCGGUUUGGAGGGAGAAAAACUUAUAAAGCUUGUCUCUGGGAAGAGACGCUGCAAUUGCAGAAAUAAGAUCCAUCAGUGACAAAUUGGUCCUGGGAUGUUCCAACAGAUGACUGAACUGGUGAAUUAAUGGCUCAAGUGACUUUACAGAGAAAGGUUUUGUGGAGAUGGUUAUGAUGAUUAAUUCCACACUCAUGAAAGCAAUAGCAACAACAUUUUGCCAGGAAUGCCAAAAUGUCAAAUACGUAAUGGAGGGAUUCUUCAUCUCAGUGGAUAUUGAGAAGGGGAUGCAAGAUGGGCAGGUAAGAUGGAUAGUGAAGUUUAUAUUUACAACAUCUUUUCCUGAUGGAAAUCUUGUGCUUCAUAUCACUCUCCCAGAAUGGUAGCCCGUCUAACUUUACACUUAUGUAUACCUAUUUGAUGCCGAACGGCCAAAGACUAAAUGCUGCUAGUUCUUUGGUUCCACAAUUUAAUAUGAGCCCAUCAUUCCCUCAUAUCAUAAAAGAUUUUCAAUAACUCUCCCACUGCUACAUCCGUACCUUAUGUGAUUCUCUUCCUUUUCAUCCUUAAGAAUGAUAGUUCUGUUCAUGUUACAGGAGGUGUUCUAUGAUGAUGGUGAGCCUAUAAUAGAUGGGGAGCCAGGAGAUUUGAGAGCGAGUCUUUUGACACUUAUUCUGUGAUUUCCUUUGCAUAUUGAACUUUUGCAGGCAUUAACUCAUGAUAUUUUGCACUUCCGCAUUCAGACCGCACCCCAUGACAUCUUCAGAAGGGAAGGCAAUGACUUGCACACAACUGUCACCAUUACCCUAGCAAGUAAUUAUGUCAAAAAAAACCACUUUCUUUUUUCUUAUUUAACAAAGGAUAGGCUUACCAAAUCAGUGAUGUACUCCACAACAAUAUCCUCUACCAGUGCAACAAUUUCUGGAAGCGGCUGAAAAAUGCAACAUGGUUCAUGUUCAAGUUGCAUUAGACAAAGACGUAUAAUCCACAUUCAUAAUUUUAAUA
This is a messenger RNA of Tripterygium wilfordii, 1752 nucleotides long. RefSeq lists its product as uncharacterized. The record is from RefSeq and is a predicted model, not a curated record. The transcript has 6 exons. NCBI's taxonomy places the organism in Eukaryota, Viridiplantae, Streptophyta, Magnoliopsida, Celastrales, Celastraceae. The coding region runs from base 325 to 675 and encodes 116 amino acids.